AUGCAGCAGCAAGAAAAGGAAAAGAACCAAUUCAAUACCCAAAUGAAUGAACUCGUUCAUGCAUUUGAUAACCUAAAACAGACAACAACUAAUACUAUCAUUGCUAUUACAAAUUCAGAACUUAAAAUAACGGAUGAAGAGACUCCAGAGAAAUUAAAGGCCAAACAAGCACUUGACACAGAUGUCGAGAAUCUCCACCUUGCAGUUUCUAAUUUCUUUGGCGAUUGUGAUAAGCAAAAACAAAAAAUUGAAGCAAUUAUCGCAACAAAUGUAGAUUUCUCGGAAUUUAACUCAAUCGCAGAUCAACUUAUGACAUUAUAG
Trichomonas vaginalis G3 is the source of this 321-nucleotide messenger RNA. RefSeq lists its product as uncharacterized. The record is from RefSeq and is a predicted model, not a curated record. The transcript has a single exon. The coding region runs from base 1 to 321 and encodes 106 amino acids. Lineage: Eukaryota; Parabasalia; Trichomonadida; Trichomonadidae.